Eubalaena glacialis (North Atlantic right whale) is the source of this 1215-nucleotide messenger RNA. Its product is annotated as tricarboxylate transport protein, mitochondrial-like. The record is from RefSeq and is a predicted model, not a curated record. Gene Ontology annotation, biological process: mitochondrial citrate transmembrane transport. NCBI's taxonomy places the organism in Eukaryota, Metazoa, Chordata, Mammalia, Artiodactyla, Balaenidae.
AUGUCAAACUGGGGAUCUUUGGCGGGCAGAAGGCGGCGCCCCAACUUUGGUGGGGAGGAGGAAGAGCCAGGUGCUGUCAUGCCCUCGGCAGUCCCCGUUGGGUCCUCCCCGCCGAAGCCCAUUGGUCGGUCCCUUUUCUUCUCUGAGGCUUUGCGACAAGGUGGAAAGAGCAGUAGGCUGCGGGCGUGUUCUAACAACAUGUGCUUCCUUGUGAAGACACUCAGCCAGCGAACCAGCUCCAACCUGCUGGUGUGUGUGCCAAAAGAGAGGCCGCCCCCGGGUCCCCCCACCCCGCCCGCCAGAGCCGCGCCCCACGCUCUGGCGGCAGGGGCACCCGCGCCCAGGAAGGCCACCGUCACAUACCCGGGGAAGGCGAUCCUGGCAGGCGACAUCGAAAUCUGCAUCACCUUCCCCACCGAGUACGUGAAAACGCAGCUGCAGCUGGACGAGCGCUUGCACCCGCCGCGCUACCAGGGCAUCGGGGACUGCGUGCGGCGGACGGUCCACAACCAUGGCGUCCCGGGCCUGUACCGCGGCCUCAUCUCCCUGCUCUACGGCUGCAUCCCGAAGGCGGCCGUCCGGUUCGGGAUGUUCGAGUUUCUCAGCAACCACAUGCGGGACGCCCAGGGACGGCUAGACAGCACGCGCGGGCUGCAGUGCGGCCUGGGCGCCGGUGUGGCAGAUGCCGUGGUGGUCGUGUGCCCCAUGGAGACCAUCAAGGUAAAGUUCAUCCAUGACCAGACCUCCCCCAGCCCCAAAUACAGAGGAUUCUUCCACGGGGUCAGGGAGAUUGUUUGGGAACGAGGGCUGAAGGGGACGUACCAGGGCCUCGUGGCCACCGUGCUGAAGCAGGGAUCCAACCAGGCCAUUCUCUUUUUCGUCGUGACCUCCUUGCACAGCUGGUACCAAGGGGACAACCCCAACAAGCCCAUGAACCCUCUGAUCACUGGUGUGUUUGGAGCCAUCACAGGCACAGCCAGUGUCCGUGGGAACACUCCUCUGGACAUGAUCAAGACCUGGAUGCAGGGCCUGGAGGCUCACAAGUACCGCAAAAUGUGGGACCGCGGCCUGCAGAUCCUGAGGAACGAGGGUCCCAAGGCGUUCUACAAGGGCACCGUUCCCCGCCUGGGCCGGGUGUGCCUGGACGUGGCCAUCGUGUUCGUCAUCUACGACGAGGUGGUGAAGCUGCUCAACAAAGUGUGGAAGACGGACUGA